AUGGCUACUGCUCAAAAUCAAACCGGCAACUUCACUCGGCGAGACAAACUCGUUGAAUACGAAUUAGCUGCGCAGAAGAAGUGGGAUGAGGCCCACGUUUAUGAGCGGAAUGCCCCAGAGGACGGCAAGGGUCCAGAGCACUUUAUGGUGACGUUCGCCAUCCCCUAUAUGAAUGGAAUGCUGCAUCUUGGUCAUGCCUUCUCGCUUACUAAGGCCGAGUUCGCCGUCCGUUACCAGUCUCUCAAGGGAAAGAACGCUCUCUUCCCGUUUGGUUUUCACUGCACUGGUAUGCCCAUCCAAGCUGCUGCUGGUAACCUCAAACGAGAGCUGGCUCAUGCGAUGGAGAGCGAGGAUGAGACCAGUGAUCCUGAGAGCUCUGACCAAGGACAGCAGACCUCCGGUGAAAGUAGCAGACCGCUCGUACUGGUUCAUGGGGAUGGUCUAUUGUUAGGUGCUGUGGCCUCACUGGAGCGGAAGGCAGUUGGGAUCUUCCACUCUAAGAAGUCCAAGACCAAGGCCAAGACCGGCGGCCUAAGCCAGAUCGAAAUCUUGAAGAGCAUGGGCAUCCCGGAUGAGGAGAUCCCUAAGUUUUGCGAGCCCCAGCAUUGGUUGGAAUACUUCCCGCCUCUGGGCAAGCGCGAUCUCAAGCGUUUUGGUGUUGCUGUGGACUGGAGGCGUAGUUUUAUCACUACUGAUGCCAAUCCCUUUUUCGAUGCCUUCGUGCAGUGGCAGUUCCGUCAUUUGAAGGCGGGCAACCGUCUGGCGUUCGGCAACCGUCCCACUAUCUAUUCAAUUCGUGAUGGUCAGCCCUGUGCUGAUCACGAUAGAGCCUCGGGAGAAGGAGUGAACCCUCAGGAGUAUACUCUCAUUAAAAUGGGUGUACGGGCAGUGAAACCCGAAUGGAAUACUGGUGACAAUAAGGUUUUCUUCGUGGCCGCCACUCUGAGGCCCGAGACCAUGUAUGGCCAGACCAACUGCUUUGUACUCCCUACCGCCGAGUAUGGCGUCUUCCAAAUGAACAAUGGAGAGGCCUUUAUUUGCAGCUAUAGGUCAGCAUUGAACAUGGUUAUGCAGGAGCUUGGACCGAAGACCAAGAAUGAGGAUGGGGAAGACUGUCCUGUGCAGCUGAGUACUGUGAAGGGUUCCGACCUCCUUGGUACACCCUUGAGUGCCCCUCUUGCGAAGUACUCGACUGUAUAUGCCCUUCCUUUGCUGACCAUCAGCAUGGGCAAGGGUACCGGUAUUGUGACAUCUGUCCCUGCUGAUGCUCCCGAUGACUAUGCGGCUCUGAAGGACUGGAAGACUCGACAGAACUGGCGUGAUCAGUACGGAGUAAAGGAGGAGUGGUGUGUGCCCUUUGAGGUUGUACCUAUUAUUCGUAUUGAGGACAUGCCAGAGUGGGGUGACGAGGCUGCUUCGUAUUUGUGCGAGUCUAUGAAGAUCGACUCCCACAAGCAGAAGGACAAGCUUACUGAGGCUAAGAAGCUAUGCUAUAAUAAGGGCUUCUAUCAGGGAAAAAUGAUUAUUGGCCCUUAUGCUGGCAAAACAGUGCAAGAGGCCAAGCCCCUAGUGCGUAAGGAUCUCAUUGAUGCCGGUUUGGCCAUCAAGUACUACGAGCCGGAGGGACUUGUAGUGAGCAGAUCUGGUGAUGAGUGCGUGGUUGCCUAUUGUGAUCAAUGGUAUAUACGGUAUGGUGAGGAGGAGUGGAAGAAUAACGUCCUUGACCAUGUGCAGCACCAUUUCGAGACCUACAACCCUAGCAGUUUGAAUCAACAAAUCAGUGCUAUAGAUUGGCUGAAGAAUUGGGCAUGCUCUCGUAAUUUCGGCCUCGGUACCCGUCUACCUUGGGACAAGCGAUGGGUCAUCGAGAGUCUGUCGGACUCUACUAUUUACAUGGCUUAUUACACUAUCGCCCAUCUACUGCAGGGAGGCGUCCUUGAUGGCUCUGGUGACCAUCCUCUCGGCAUUGAUGCUGAGCAGAUAACUGAUGAUGUUUUCGAUUAUAUCUUUGAUCUUGCUUCUGAGCCUCCAGCUGAUUGUGCCAUUUCCCGGGAGAGUCUUGAUAAGCUGAAGAGAGAGUUCAACUACUGGUACCCUAUGAGUCUGAGGUGCAGUGGUAAGGAUCUGAUCCCGAAUCACUUGACUAUGUGCCUGUACAGUCAUGCAGCUAUCUGGGAAGACCGUCCGGACCUUUGGCCUCAAGCCUUCUUCACCAAUGGUCAUGUGAUGGUGGAUGAUGAGAAGAUGUCGAAGUCGCGGGGUAACUUCCUCACGCUGGACCAGGCCUGCGGGGAGUUCUCGGCCGACGCGACUCGUCUGGCUUUGGCUGAUGCUGGCGAUGGUCUUGAGAAUGCUAACUUCAAGAGGAAGACGGCUAAUGACAGUAUUUUGUCUCUUACUACCUUCGAUAAUUGGGCCACUGAGGUCAUGACCAGCUCUGAGGAGCUCGCCAAGGAGCGCGAUGGUGAAUAUACAUUCGUGGACAAGUGUUUCGCCAACGAGCUCAACAGACUGAUCCAAGAGGCCGAUGCUGGGUACUCUAAGAUGAUGAUGAGGGAUGCCCUCAAGGCUGGUUGGUUCGACAUGCAGAACCUCAGGGACCAAUAUCGUGUGCUCACUGAUGGCUCAAUGCAUCGUCAUCUACUAAGGCGUUACAUCGAGGUCCAGGCCUUGGUCAUGGUGCCCAUCACCCCCCACUUCUGCGAACAUAUUUGGAGCGAUAUCCUUCAUAAAGAGGGUCUUGUCGUCCAGCAGUCGUGGCCUGUUGCUGAUGCCCCAUUCAACGAGUCCCUCAGCCGACAGUACAAUAUGCUGCAGUCUAAUCUUCGUGAGUUCCGCUUGGAGCUCCAGAAGCACAUGCAACCUAAGAAGAAGGCCCCUGCACCGGUCCCUCCUACUGAUGCUGUCAUUUACGUUACGAAGGAGUAUAAGCCGUUCCAGCAGACGUGUUUGAAGGUCCUUAGUGAAGUCGAGCUUGAUGAGAACAAUGAGCCGGUCGAUAAGAAGUUUAUGGGUAACUUCUUCAAGGACCAUCCUCUUAUCAAGGAGUUGUCCAAGCAGGAGAAGGGUAUGGCUAUGAAGUUCGCCCCCUUCCACAUGCAGACGGAAGUGAAGACUAAGGGCAAGGCAGCAUUGGCCCUCACGUUGCCCUUUGAUGAGACUAGGAUGAUCGAGGAUCAGAAGGGGCUCAUCAAGAAGCAGCUAGGCCUACCUGGUGAGGUCGAGGUUAGGGAUGCCGCUGAGGACUCUGCAGUUGACAAGAACAACCGCAGGGCAACCGGCGCCCCCGGCAGGGCAGUCAUCGUUUUCUAUGCGAAGGAAGUUACUGAGUAGAUACUGGUAGUGUAACUGUCACGAUUCUGUCAUUCGUUUUCCUACUAUGAUCCUACUGUAGACAUUGAAAGUAGUAGAAUAA
This is a messenger RNA of Perkinsus marinus ATCC 50983, 3415 nucleotides long. Its product is annotated as Leucyl-tRNA synthetase, putative. The transcript is spliced from 28 exons. Gene Ontology annotation, molecular function: aminoacyl-tRNA deacylase activity; ATP binding; leucine-tRNA ligase activity. The record is from RefSeq and is a predicted model, not a curated record. Bases 1 to 3333 code for a protein of 1110 amino acids. NCBI's taxonomy places the organism in Eukaryota, Perkinsozoa, Perkinsida, Perkinsidae. Gene Ontology annotation, biological process: leucyl-tRNA aminoacylation.